AUGAAAAAAUUUAGUCCUUUAGUUAUUUGUGGGCCAUCAGGUGUAGGGAAAGGAACCCUAAUUAAAAAACUGUUUGAUGAAUUUUCAAAUCAUUUUCGAUUUUCCAUUAGUUGCACAACUAGAAAUAAAAGAGAAUAUGAAAAAGAUGGAGUAGAUUAUUAUUUUAUAAAUAAAGAAGAAUUUGAAGAAAAAUUAAAAAAUAAUCAAUUUUUAGAAUAUGAUAAAUAUGCAAAUAAUUUAUAUGGGACAUUAAAAACAGAAUAUGAUCAAGCAGAAAAAGAAAAUAAAAUAUGUUUAUUUGAAAUGAAUAUAAAUGGAGUUAAACAAAUUAAAAAAUCAGAAUAUAUAAACCAUGCUAUAUAUAUUUUUAUAAAACAACCUAAUACUGAUGCUAUUUUAAAUCGAUUAAAAAAAAGAAACACAGAAACAGAAGAACAAAUCAAAACACGAAUGCUUGAGUUGACUCGAGAAAUUGAAGAAGCCAAUACAUUAGGAUUUGAUUUCUUUUUAAUAAAUGAUGAUUUUGAAAAAGCAUAUAAUGAUUUAAAAAAUUAUUUAAUAGAGUCUUAUUCACAUUUAAGAAAUGAAGCAGAGUAA
Molecule: messenger RNA, 597 nt
Organism: Plasmodium yoelii
Lineage: Eukaryota; Apicomplexa; Aconoidasida; Haemosporida; Plasmodiidae
Product: guanylate kinase, putative
Exons: 1
Coding region: 1-597 (198 amino acids)
Biological process (GO): purine nucleotide metabolic process
Cellular component (GO): cytosol
Molecular function (GO): GMP kinase activity
Source: RefSeq, a predicted model, not a curated record